ACCUUCUGACGCCUCUAUUGAAUUCAUCUAAAAAUUUCACUACCCAAUGCAAUGUCCAUUACUCUUUUCCCCAGACUCUUCUCCUCUUCCUCACACGAACCCUUUUUUUCCUUCUCGCGUGAAUUCCUUCUCGCACCUUCUGGGUUUCCUUUUCCUCCUUUCCUUUUUCUCGUUUUUUAGAAAUUCCGUGUAACAGAUAGGGAGAUGGAGAGGCAGAUGGAGCUUCAACAUUUCAUCCACAGGCAUCCGUUGAUCUUCAAUGAAGAGGCUAAAAAGGAUCAUGAAAAAUUACUCUGCGAUGGCUGCGAAAAUCAAAUAUGGGGUCCUAAUUACAGUUGCAAAGAGUGUUCCUGGUUCAUCCUUCACAAAUCAUGUGCACAACUGCCCCACCAGUUGGAGCACCCGCUGCACCCGAAACAUCCCCUUCUUCUCAUCCAUGCGUAUUCCUGGGAGAGGGAAAUCAAGUGCGACGGUUGCAAUACAGAGGUUCUAUGGGGCUUCAUUUACCAUUGUUCUCACUGUAAUUUUAGCCUUGAAAGUAAAUGCGCUUCUCUACCGCUCACCGUCCAAGCUGAAAUUCAUGAACACCCAUUGACUCUCGUGCGGAGAUCUAACUCUUUCACUUGCGACGCCUGUGGGAAACAAGGCAAAGGUAUGUUUUACUUGUGUGCUAUCUGCCCAUUCUUGGUUCACCUACAUUGUUCUUCCCACCCUCUGAACCUCGCCAAUCCCCUUCAAGAUACGGUUCCCAUCGAAUCCACUAGUAUGCUAAAAUGCGAAGAUCUGGGGCUUAAUGAAUCCAUUGAUUCAUUGACAUAUGUUGUCAAGAAAUCCAAGCUGGGAGAGGACAAAGUUGAAAUACCCGUGGAAAUCAAGCAUUUCAGUCAUGACCAUGACUUGAAGCUUGUUGGUGAGCAGCUUGAGACACAAGAAGAAUGUGACGGGUGUAUGUGGCCUAUCGACCCUCCGUUUUAUGCUUGUACUCGAUGCGAAUUCUUUCUUCACAAAUAUUGUGUUGAAUUGCCCAGAAAAAAGUCACACCCACUUCAUUGGCACCCCCUCACUCUCCUUCCAAAGCCACCGUAUGUUCCUUCUUUUUGUUGCUAUGCUUGUGGGCGUGAUUGUAAUGGCUUCGUCUACCGUUGUGAGAAAUGCAACUUCGACCUAGAUGUCCAUUGUAGUUUGAUAUCUGACAAAUUUGUCCAUGAAAGUCAUCCCCACCGCCGACUUGUUCUCUCCGCUGGUAAGUGCAGUUGUUGUGAUUCUGUUGGACAUAUCAUUCGUUGCGCUGAAUGUGAAUUUAAUCUGGAUUUCAAAUGCGCUACACUACCGCCUACCGUAAGAUACGAUCCAUACAAAGAUGAAGAUCCAUUCGAAGUAACGUUCAUACUUUGUUUUGAAUUUGAAGAUGAUCAUCAUGAAGAAUAUGAAUAUUAUUGUGAUUUUUGUGGAAAAAACCGACUUCCAAAUCGUUGGUUUUACUAUUAUCCGGAUGACACUUUAGCUGCUCAUCCUGAUUGCAUUCUUGGGAAAUAUCCAUAUAUCAAGUUUGGGAAGACUUAUACGUUUGACAUACACGAACAUCCUCUCACUUUUGUUGACAAGAGCAAGGCCGAGGACCCACAUCCUCCAUGUGAUAAAUGUGGUGAUUCUUGCCAUGAUAAGACUUUUGAAUGUGUCAAAUGUAAUUUCAAUCUUCACCACCGUUGCUUGGUCAAAUAUGUUCCACCAUAUGAGAACGAAUAGUAGUAGGAACUGUCUUAAAACUUUUAUUAUCCAUUUUCUGUUUGAUUAUUAGUCAGAAUUAUCUUUUCAGUGUUGUUAUUGAAUUAUUAACUAUUUUUCUUACCUCUUUUACUGUUUGAGUUUGAUUUUCAUAGUUAAAUUUGAGAAUAGUUGAAGCUAAAAAGUUUUGUUUUUCGUUUCACUGGGAACCUUAGUUGAGUGGUGUUAAUUGAAGGGAAUGAGUUUUGGUGCUACAAUUAUGGAAAGAUGAUUUGUGUGUGUGUGCGUGUGUGAAGUGAUUGUUGAAAUUUUUCUUUUUUGCUGUCAAAUGUUAACUUUUCAUAAAUAUCAGUUAGAAUUAUUGGGUUGACUGCAGUUUGCAAUUUGCAGAAAGCCCUCUAUGGGCUUAAGCAGACCCCUCAUGCAUGGUAUUCUCGUUUGAGUUCAAGAUUAUUUGAG
This is a messenger RNA of Corylus avellana, 2184 nucleotides long. Lineage: Eukaryota; Viridiplantae; Streptophyta; Magnoliopsida; Fagales; Betulaceae. The record is from RefSeq and is a predicted model, not a curated record.